Heterostelium album PN500 is the source of this 1632-nucleotide messenger RNA. Its product is annotated as coatomer subunit delta. Gene Ontology annotation, biological process: Golgi localization; endoplasmic reticulum to Golgi vesicle-mediated transport; retrograde vesicle-mediated transport, Golgi to endoplasmic reticulum. Lineage: Eukaryota; Evosea; Eumycetozoa; Acytosteliales; Acytosteliaceae. The coding region runs from base 1 to 1632 and encodes 543 amino acids. Gene Ontology annotation, cellular component: COPI vesicle coat; cytosol. The transcript is spliced from 5 exons. The record is from RefSeq and is a predicted model, not a curated record.
AUGUCAAUUAUAACUGUUGAGAAUAAAUUUGAUGAUUCACUUGACUUUUGCAAAGUUGUUUUAGCAGCAGCAAUUUGUACAAAGAAUGGUAGACCUUUGUUAUCACGUCAAUUCUCAGAGAUGACAAAGAGCAGAAUCGAAGGAUUGCUCUCUGCAUUCCCAAAGUUGAUUGGUAAUGGCAAACAACAUACAUUCAUUGAGACAGAGAAUAUCAGAUAUGUCUACCAGCCAUUGGAACAACUCUAUUUGGUGUUGAUCACCAAUAAGAAUUCGAAUAUAUUAGAGGAUCUCGAGACAUUGCAUCUCCUGGCAAAGCUGGUGCCAGAGUACAGCUCAUUCGAUGAAGCCGAUGUCUCGCGUAAGGCAUUCGAUAUCAUCUUUACAUUCGACGAGGUCAUUGCCAUGGGAUACAAAGAGCGUGUCACCGUGCAACAGAUCAAGCACUUCAUCUCAAUGGAGUCACACGAGGAAGAGCGUGACAGAAUGGACAGAGAGUUGCGUGAGAGCGAAGCAAAGAAGAACGCCAACAAAAAGAUCAAGGAGAUCGAGAAACUCAGACAAGACGAUCUCGCUCGUGGUGGUUCCGGUCGUGUCGGUGGUGGUAUCGGUGGUGGAAUGGGUGGUGGCGGUGGAAUGGGUAGCGGUAGCAUGUCACCCUCAUACUCUAGCGAUCAACACUACAGUGGUGGAAGUGGUUACUCAUCUUCCAACCCAUCUCCACGUAUGGAUAAGAGAGAAUCAACUCCACCUACCAAAUCACAAGUACCAUCAAAGGAGGGUAUGAAAUUAUCGAAAUCUAUCAAGAAAUCAUCACUUGCACAGGUCUUGAAAGAAGAGAAAGUUGUAGAAAAAGAAGAGGAAUUAGAGGCUUUAUUAUCAUCAGAUAACACCGGUAGUUUAGCACCACCAACACCAGCUAUACCAACUGAGGCAGUACAUAUUGUUGUAGAGGAAACUGUUACAAUUGUUAUGGAAAAUGAUGGAACCAUCAAUACUUUAGAUAUUAAAGGUGUAUUGGAUGUAAAUGUUAACGAUCCAAAUCUAGGACGUGUUAAAGUAUCAGUUCAAAUGCCAAAUAAUUCCAACUUCCAAUGUAUUACUCAUCCAAAUAUAGAUAAACCAGCACUCACUAGCAGUUCAACUUUGAGAUUAAAGGAUGGACAAAAAGCAUUCCCAGCGGGUGGUGUCUUGAAGUGGAGAUAUAGAGUACCAGAGGAUUCGAUGAUUCCACUGAAAGUAAAUUGUUGGCCAUCGCCAAGCGGACAGUCUACCACUGUCAAUUUGGAGUAUGAAUCGGUUGUGCAAUUCCCAUUGAAGAAUAUCGUAAUCUCCAUACCGAAUCCAUCGAGUGCAGCACCAUCGGUCGACCAAUUCGACGGACUCUACGAGUACGACAGCAAAGCAAAGAACAUCCUCUGGAAGAUACCACACGUCGACAACUCCAAUCGUACCGGAUCGUUGGUAUUCACCGUAAAGGGUGCAACCAGCAACUUCUUCCCAGUACACGUCAACUUUGUUGGAAACAACAGUUUAUUCGUAACCGUCGCCGAAGUAAUACAAGAAGAAACCAACAAACCAACUAAAUUCUCAACUGAAACAACUUUAAUGGUUGAUUCCUAUGAAAUCAAUUAG